GUGCUCAACUCAAUACAGUAUUUGUUAUAUACUAGUAACGUGUUACUUGAAGCCUUUGUGUCUGAUCCCCUGCCUCCUCUGAUAAGUAAACCUUUACGCAAGAGAACCUCUGUGUCUUCUAUCGUUUAGAAGUCAGCGUUACACUUAUCCCGUAGGAAGCAGGCGUGGCAGAUCCCGCCCUUCAGGUCCAUAGAGAACCACCGCUCCUUACAACGGCCGCAGGUCUGCAUCCCAACCCUGCCCAUUGCUGUAUGAAAAUCCUGUAUGAGUCCCCAUUGUUCGGCCGAGAGAAAGCCCUGGGGUUGAGGUUGUGUGGGCACAGGUGGCUCUGGACGUGUUUCGGCUGGAGGAGGCAGCACGGAUGGUCCGGGACGUGAUUCGAGGGGAGCCAAAGCUUCUACACGCGUAUCAUUAGCGGGCAUCGAAGGCUCUGGGAGCACAGGAGCGUUCUGAGGACGUAGCUGGCGCGAGGCCUUCCGUUUCUUCUUAUACCUCUCUUGUGCAGCUCGGCACCCAAUGCAGCUUGCGAAUACCCUACCAGCCAGGCCGGCAGAUGGAUCUCUCAGGAACGAAGAGAUAGGGCGCUUCUGGGCGCACCCAGAACAGUAUUUAGCUUCCAUUGCGGCCGUGGUAGUCAAGAAUUGUCGUGCUAUGGGGACCACAGCUGCUGCGAGGGUGCUUUCAUCGAGGCCGGUUUCCACGAACGACAUAGACGAUAUCUGGGAGUACGACGGGCUCAACAACGACCAGAUUAGCUCUUUCAUCUGCGACGGAGACGCUCGAGAGUCCACACUAUCCAUCAUACCGCUGGCCUCGUCCCGGCGGAAACCAGUGCACCACUCGCGACAGAGCCGAGGAGGGGGGGGGCUAUGGGGUAGCUGCAUGGCUACAGAGGUGGCGAGGGGACAUUCCAGUGAACAGUAG
Messenger RNA from Pseudogymnoascus destructans, 924 nucleotides. RefSeq lists its product as uncharacterized. The coding region runs from base 517 to 924 and encodes 135 amino acids. The record is from RefSeq and is a predicted model, not a curated record. The transcript is spliced from 3 exons. Lineage: Eukaryota; Fungi; Ascomycota; Leotiomycetes; Thelebolales; Thelebolaceae.